Helicoverpa armigera (cotton bollworm) is the source of this 3922-nucleotide messenger RNA. It is a transcript of the gene Bmap-A, whose product is annotated as protein apterous. The record is from RefSeq and is a predicted model, not a curated record. The transcript is spliced from 6 exons. NCBI's taxonomy places the organism in Eukaryota, Metazoa, Arthropoda, Insecta, Lepidoptera, Noctuidae. Gene Ontology annotation, biological process: regulation of transcription by RNA polymerase II; neuron differentiation. Gene Ontology annotation, cellular component: nucleus. The coding region runs from base 115 to 1314 and encodes 399 amino acids. Gene Ontology annotation, molecular function: DNA-binding transcription factor activity, RNA polymerase II-specific; RNA polymerase II transcription regulatory region sequence-specific DNA binding.
GUUGCGCCACGGCAGCGACCAAGAUCGCACGCAUGUUUCGCGAGUGAGUGCUGCAGUGUUGUGGGGCAGAGGCCCAUACAUUCGAAAAUACCAAACGAAAAAAUUGAACCCCAGAUGGGAGUAUACGAGGAGAGGGGAACGAUGCACUGGCAACAAAGCGAGAGAUACCUUACGUCGGCGUACGAGGGGGGCGGAGACCUGUCCCCCGUCGCGCCCGCGACGUCUCCCGGCUCGCCCCGUGACUGCACCUCAUGUAGGAAGCGAGAGCCCCCGGACGAAACGCCCCAAGCCCCCCCAGAAGACGCCUGUGCUGGCUGCGGAGGCCGCAUAACAGACAGAUACUACCUUCUGGCGCUAGAACGCCGCUGGCAUACCCCAUGCUUAAAGUGCUGCGAGUGCAAGAUGCCCCUCGAUUCGGAACAGCGGUGCUAUGCCAGGGAUAGCAGUAUUUUCUGCAAGAAUGACUAUUUCAGGUUAUAUGGAUCGAAACGCUGCGCUCGCUGCAACACGCCAAUCUCGGCUUCCGAGCUGGUGAUGCGAGCUCGGGACCUGGUGUUCCAUGUGCAUUGCUUCUCAUGUGCUUUGUGCAGCACGCCCCUUAAUAAGGGGGAUACUUUCGGCAUUAGAGACUCGGCAGUAUACUGCAGGCUGCAUUAUGAAACUAUGCCGGAGUACGGUCCUCACAUGGCUGUGCCGGGGCCCCCACAAAUGUGCCCCGUGCCGUACGCGGGCCCUGCCCCUGGGCCUCAUUAUCCCCCAUACCCCUCCCCGGAGUUCGCUCGGGUAGACAAUGAUGUUCCUAAAGGGCCGUUCUUCAACGGCUCUGCAGCGCCCCCACCUCGACAGAAAGGACGCCCGCGAAAAAAGAAGCCAAAAGACCAAGAAAUCAUGGCUGCCAACCUUGAUCUGAACCCUGAGUAUCUGGAGAUGGGGUUCCGCGGCGGAGCUGGGCUGGGCUCCUCGUCGCGCACCAAGCGCAUGCGAACCAGCUUCAAGCACCACCAGCUGCGCACCAUGAAGUCCUACUUCGCAAUCAACCACAACCCUGACGCCAAGGAUCUGAAGCAACUCAGCCAGAAGACUGGACUCCCUAAAAGGGUGCUUCAGGUAUGGUUCCAGAACGCUCGAGCGAAGUGGCGACGAAUGGUGACCAAGCAGGAGAACAAGAUGUCGGACAAGUGUUCGCCCGACGCGUCCCUGGAGAUGGACAUGUAUCACGGGCCGAUGGGCUCGAUCCAGUCGCUGCCGCCGCACAGCCCGCCCUACAGCGUGAUGGGCGGCCCGCCGAGCCCCAACUCGAUGGAUUGCCCCUAGCCUUUAUUGCGCGCUUUAUGAGCGCCAUAAACUUUGUUACGAGUGGUGCGCCAAGCCGCUCUCUGCGGUGGCGUUUGCCAACAACGUCGUUCUCCUUCGCCGGAGCAACCAUUUAAUCAAUCAUUUUCUAGACAGAAUUUUAAUCAACAAAAUAAUUUACAAUCUUCAAAUAAUUCAGACCAACAAACUCCCCUUCAGCGAAACCGUUUUAAUGGGCGUACAGCUCAUCAGCCUGAAGCCAUGCAACGAUUUUUUACGCAACCUCUGCAGCGGCCUAACCUAUGCGAACGAGGACGUUUGGUACAAGGCUCUCCACGUGAACAACCUAAUCACAAUCAAUCUUUACAGCAGGGCUUUAUUGGACAGUCAUUUAAUAGGUCCCAAAACUCUCAUUUUAAUCAUAUCCCAGAACAUAGGCAUUGGCAAGACAUUCAGCUGCGUCACCAUAUGCAAUCUUCUCGAUUGCCUUUUCGCGAUCCGCAUAUCCAACAAACAAACGCGACAUGUUCCGAGCAACCACAAGCACUUAAGUUGAAUACGCAUACUUCUGGUACCUUUAAUUUUGAUCCAUCAUUUUGGGAUCCUAGUCCACCCCCCGAUCAGACCCGUAGGGUGAACUCUCAAAGUUCUUUGCAUGCGCAAGGUUCCCAAAAUAUCUUAAGCAAUCAGUCUUGUCGACCUCCGUUGAACCAAUCUUCCCAAAUAUCUGCCAAUAGUCAUGAGUUUCGAACCCCUUUGAACGGUUAUCAUUUUCCAUCGCCUAUCAACAGUCAAGCUUCCUUACAGUCCGGCCCUCGGCCGACGGUCAGAAACCCUAAUGAUGAAUUUAUGUCUCAACGAUCUGUUUAUGAACCAGCUCCCGAAACCCUCGCUUAUAGGCAAGCCCUAUUAUAAGCUGGGUGAAGCUAAUUAUUCCAACGUAUUUUACUUACUUUUCAAGAGCUUUUUACGUGGAGGCAACAAAAGUUUCAAGGGGAAAACUCUUUAUAAAGUCUCUAACCGCUGUUGGUGAACUAUAACCAACAUUAAUUUCCAAAAUAAAAUGAUUGAUUAAUUUAAUGACUUUCAAUAUAAACAAUACAAGUGGCGAGUGAAGUAUGUUAUGUACAAAAGCAAGGCAAAGUUAAAAGGACUAAUUUACUGAGAGCAAAAGAAUGUCAGCCGACAGCAUUGAUUCUGAUAUUCUGAUUUGUGACAGACUUUAAAGGAUUGUGUUGGAAAGUGGACUUUAUAGAACUUUCAUUGUACUCGUGAUUACAUUUAUCUAUUUAAGUGGUUGUGAAGUCAAUUUUUCUGUAUGAUAUUGAAUGAACUCAGCAAUUUUUGAAUCUCCAAAAAUAUUAAAUGUUUACGUCAUCGUAGGAUAAACGCAACCGGUAAGUAUAUUGUCCCAUAACAGAGUAAGAAAAAGUCAUUCCAGUAAAUGUAAUUACAUGAAAAUUUUAAAUAAAAUUUACCUGUUUCUCUGUGUGUUUGGAUAUUGUCUCCGAGUCAAGAUGUAAUACAUAGAUAAGUACAUAAAUAGGUAAAGAUUCUCAGAUACUCGCAUUUACUAAGUAUCUCCGUUUUGAACAUUAAAAUAAUAAUUGUUGUAAACACCUCGAAGUAAAAGAUCCAUACAAUAAAUUCGGAAAAAAAUAUACAAAAAAAAACUGUUGAAAUAAAAUUAUUGGAAAAAAAUGCUAUCUGAAAUUGUAUGACUAGUUUACUUUGUGAAUGUACAUACUUAUAAAUUAUUGACUAUAUAAAUGUGAAAUGUAAAUACGUUAAAACAUCAAUAAUAGUCCAUAUAUUACCGUGUAACUGUUAAACGAUUUACCUUCUCAAUGUAAGUAGCGUCGGAGGUCAAACUUGUUCUGUGACUUGCAUAUUGUAGCCCCGUGUUUAUCAAUAACCCAAUUAUAAAAUUGUCGUUUAAAAUUGUUGUAAAAAUAAAUAGGUGGUAUAGAAUAUAAGUCGUUCGAGAACUAACUUGUAUGUACUUACGAUUGUUAGUUUUCUGUUAUCUUUAAAAAAAAACUAUGAUAUUCAGCAAUGCGGUUCCUUGAACCAAGAGGAGAAAGUUUCGUUUAAUAAUAUAUUUACUAUUUAUUUAUUGACAAUUGAUAUUUAAUUUAGUUUAAGAAGUAGUCUGUAGUUAGGGACGUAAAAUGAAUGUGAAAUUUUUCCAUAGAUGUAAUAAUUAUUACCUAGGCUAGUAUAGUCAUAAAGAAAAUGAUUUGCCGGCAAGAUAUUAUUUGAACUCUUCAUUAAUUUGCAGUUAAACAAUUUGUUUCUAAAAUACAAUAUUGUUAUUCCUACUGUCUUUUAAGUAGUUCUAAGCAUUACCUAAGUAAUAUUCCGGCUAAGUAAAUGCACUGUUAGUUCCUUUUGUAUAGAUUUAAAGUACAUUAUAAUAAAGUAAUCCACAUAAUAUAUAAAUGUAGUAGCUGACACGAUGUUUAUCGUUCUUGAUUAAAAGUAGCAACAAUCAUAAUGUUAAUAUUUAAUGAAAUCAGUAACUUACAAAUAAUUCGACUGCAUUUGGCAUCAACGGUUUUAUUUUCGCAAAAAAACCUGUGACUAAAAGUUAUAAAGAUCUGUUAAAUAAAAAAUAUUUCAGAUGUGA